This is a messenger RNA of Prorocentrum cordatum, 648 nucleotides long. Lineage: Eukaryota; Dinophyceae; Prorocentrales; Prorocentraceae. The record is from the annotation of a GenBank genome assembly.
GCCUGCCCUCGGAGCGGCAUGAUUUUGGCGACCUCCAUCAACCCGUUCCUCAAUAUGAUGGAAAAGGAUGUUGACCAGAAAGGCAGAGCCGCGACCCGAGUUUGCGCGGGCGACGCGGGAGCCAGUCUGAGAGCGAUAGAACGCUUCGCAGUGUGCGCCAAUGUUUUCGAGGAGGCGGACGCAUGCGCGCGCCUCCAGUUUGGCUUCCCCAAGCGCGUCGGGGCGCCUGCGGUGGAUUAUUCCACGGGCGCGCUGAAAAUGCGCAUUCAGGGAUUCUGCGAUGACUGCCUGCCGCAGUGGGCGAGGUUCAAUAUCGCGCUGAUGGCUCAAUAUUUGGGUGCGCUUCGCGGCCCCGCGAUGGUUGGCCGCGGGUGGCAUGGGCCGGCGGCGAAGUGGCAGCUGCGCGGCAAGGCCGCGGCCCAGGCCCAUGGAGCGCUCGCGCUGGGCAUCCGCGCCUGCGACUUCAGAUGCGCGCCCGCGCUGGAAAAUACUGCGCAGGAAGUCUUUCCAGGUCCGGGCGUGCGACGACGCGCGCGGGGCGCUCUUCAACUCUUCGACGCCCCGCAGAAAGAGUUCAUGCGACCGCGAUCGGGCAAGCGCUGCCAGUUGAAUGUGACUCUUUGCAACGUUCCCGCCUGCGAGCGCGAG